Molecule: messenger RNA, 987 nt
Organism: Schistosoma turkestanicum
Lineage: Eukaryota; Metazoa; Platyhelminthes; Trematoda; Strigeidida; Schistosomatidae
Source: the annotation of a GenBank genome assembly
UGUAAUCAGUUAAAUGUUGUCUAUAAUUUAAGGUGAAAUUUCACAACAAGUUAAUCAAUGUCAUAAAAAUCAAAUCUACACUAUAUGAACAUUUAAUUUACAAAAGACAGCAAGAUAACAAGCUUUGACGAAUUAGCUUUCAUGAUGUAGAAUAAUUUAACCGUUAUUGAUUCAAAUCAUGAAGCAUCUUGGAUUAACUAAACGUGAGUUCAUUCAGUAUACACGGACUACACCACCAAAUGCUUUAAAACAUGGAGCCAUAGAUGAAGUAGUGGAUGUGUUAGUGAAACAUUAUGAGAAAUAUGAAGAUGACCGAAUCAAGAAUUUAGCUCAAAUUGAACGUAGACGUAUACGUAAUCUGGAAGCAGAAGCUGAUCUAAAGCAGCUAUAUUUGCGCUUAAAGCGACCACCUAAAAGCCAGACUAAGAAGUCAACCAGAAAAUCUAUAAAGACAUCCAUACAUUUGAUAAAUAAACAUAAACCGCGGAUGAAUCUGCCGUCUGAUUCUGACAAAUGUAAAAAAAUACUGGACAGUAAUCUACCAGCUGUGAAAGAAGAGGAAAAUUCAGAUCAUCAAGAUAAUAAAGAUGCUGGUGAAACCCAAUCAAAUCGGCUAAGGGAAUAUGAUCCAGAUGCUUGUUUGCAUUUACCUCUUGGUAUGGUGAGAAAUCCAACUCCAAGAACAAGGAGUUUCUUAGCAGCCGAGACUAACGAAUCUCUUUAUGGGAUGGCAAGUCAAAUAGUCUAUUCAUCGUCCGAAGAUCAAGCACAAAAACGCUAACAAGAAAAAAAGCAACUACAAUUCAGUCAAUAGAAUACUGUAUGACGGAUGCUUCUAUCAAGAGGGUUUUUAUUUACAAUUUAGCUUUAGACUGAUCUUACUGACUGUUUAAAAAAUCACACGUAGUCAAAAUCCGGACUACAGUUUUCAAUAUUUUUUAUUUUCAGUCCUGUUACUGAGAGCUUAAUAAAUUUAUUUCAUUGAGG